Lutra lutra (Eurasian river otter) is the source of this 825-nucleotide messenger RNA. RefSeq names its product interferon alpha-1/2-like. Gene Ontology annotation, molecular function: type I interferon receptor binding; cytokine activity. The transcript has 3 exons. Lineage: Eukaryota; Metazoa; Chordata; Mammalia; Carnivora; Mustelidae. Gene Ontology annotation, biological process: response to exogenous dsRNA; cytokine-mediated signaling pathway; positive regulation of peptidyl-serine phosphorylation of STAT protein. Gene Ontology annotation, cellular component: extracellular region. The coding region runs from base 253 to 816 and encodes 187 amino acids. The record is from RefSeq and is a predicted model, not a curated record.
GGGCCAUUUUGGCUGCAAUCCUGUUCCCCUGGCUGCUCCACUGUCCCUCAGACAAAUUGGUCAACAAGUCAGGAUAGCGCAUUGUGGGCACAUGACUUCCUUCCAGACGACGGUGGCAGGCGACUGGUUCCAUGGAAUGUGUCCUCACUGUGGUCCAGCCCCACGCACAAGAGAAGAUGUUCAGAGAAGAUAGAGCCACGGUUCCCAGACGUGCCCACCCCAGCCAGGCCAACAGCACCUGCAGGAUCCCCGAUGGCCCUGCCCUGCUCCUUCUUGGUGGCCCUGGUGGUGCUCAGCUGCCACUCCCUCGGCUCUCUGGGAUGUGACCUGCCUCAGGACCACGGCCUGCUGCACUGGAGGGCCUUGAUGCUCCUGCAACAAAUGAGGAGACUGUCUGCUAGCUCCUGUGACAACUACACAAACGACUUUGGCUUCCCCCAGGAGGCGUUUGACGGCAAGCAGCUGCAGAAGGCUCAAGCCCUCUCUGUCGUCCAUGUGAUGAACCAGAAGACCUUCCACCUUUUCUGCACAGAGGCCUCACCUGCUCCGUGGAACACGACCCUCCUGGAGGAAUUGUGCUCGGGACUUUCUGAGCAGCUGGGCCACCUGGAAGCCUGUCCCCUGCAGGAGGCGGGGGUGGGAGAGACGCCCCUCAUGAAUGGGGACUCCAUCCUGAGGAACUACUUCCAGAGAAUCUCCCUCUAUCUGCAAGAGAAGCAAUACAGCCCUUGUGCCUGGGAGAUGGUCCGAGCAGAGAUCAUGAAACCCUUGUAUGCAUCAACAGCCUUGCAAAAGAGAUUAAGGAGCAGGAAGUGAGACCCAUUU